ACAGCAUAACCUUUCACCAGGCAAGCUUUGCUCGGGGUGGGCUCGUUGUAUAACAUGUCACGCCAGACAAAGAACAGCUACGAGCCAGAGUUCAGCUGUGUUUAGUUAAUGAUUAUUUUUCUCGGAGCAGUUUUAAAAAAACAAGAAAAGGGGAUUUAGAGCACAGGCAGCUUUCCACCCGGACAAACAGGCAGGAUGAAGUCGGGGCAGAGUCUCUCUGCGUGUGUCCUGCUGCUACUUUGCGGGACAUGGAGCACAGACGGGGGGAACAUUUUGGUGUGGUACACUGAAGGCAGCCACUGGAUCAACAUGAAGCCUCUGCUGGAGACGCUGAUCGACAGGGGACACCAGGUGACGGUUCUGGUCCCGAGCACGUCCAUGUUCAUGAACACCAAGGAGCCUUCUCGCUUCAGCUACGAACCCUUCAACGUCUCCGUUUCUAUGGAGACCAUGGAGAAGUUCAUGAAAGACUUCCUUCACUUCUCCAUGUAUGAGAUGGAUCACAUGAGCUACGUACAGAUUUAUAUCAGAUUCAUGGAUAUGAUGAAGGACAACUUGAAGUAUUCUUUGAUGUAUUUGGACGGCGUGGUGAAAUCUGAACCCAUCAUGAAGAAACUGAAGGAGGCAAAAUACGACCUUCUUCUGUCGGACCCUGUCUAUCCUGGCAGCGACUUAGUAGCAGACAUCUUGGGCAUCCCCCUGGUCUUCUCCUUACGGUUUUCCUUCGCUAAUAACUGGGAAAGACAGUGUGGUCAGCUACCUGCUCCUCCUUCCUUCGUACCCGGCGCCAUGAGCAAACUCACCGACAGGAUGGACUUCUCUGAGAGAGUGUGGAACUUCCUCUUCUACGCGCUGCAGGACAUCCUGUUAGAAAACAUUUUUUGGAAAGAACUUGAUAAAUAUUACUCCCAAGUCAAAGGCAGCCACUGGAUCAACAUGAAGCCUCUGCUGGAGACGCUGAUCGACAGGGGACACCAGGUGACGGUUCUGGUCCCGAGCACGUCCAUGUUCAUGAGCACCAAGGAGCCUUCUCGCUUUGUCUACCAACCCUUCAACGUCUCCGUUUCUAUGGAGACCUUGGAGGAGCUUUUUGAGGAGUACCUUCACUUCUCCAUGUAUGAGAUAGAUCACAUGAGCUACGUGCAGAUGUACAUCAGAUACAUGGAUUUGAUGAGUCAAGACCUCCAAAAUGCUUUAAAGUAUGUAGACGGCGUGGUGAAAUCUGAACCCAUCAUGAAGAAGCUGAAGGAGGGAAAAUACGACCUUCUUCUGGCCGACCCCAUCUUCCACGGCGGCGACUUAGUAGCAGACAUCUUGGGCAUCCCCCUGGUCUUGUCCGUACGGUUCUCUCUUGCCCAUCACUGGGAAAGACAGUGUGGUCAGCUACCUGCUCCUCCUUCCUUCGUACCCGGCGCCAUGAGCAAACUCACCGACAGGAUGGACUUCUCUGAGAGAGUGUGGAACUUCCUCUUCUACGCGCUGCAGGACAUCGUGAUCGAUCAUGUAAACUGGAAAGUGCUCGAUAAAUAUUACUCCGAAGUCAAAGGAACACCCACCAGUGCCUGUGAGACGAUGGGUCGGGCAGAUAUCUGGUUGAUGCGAACCUACUGGGAUUUUGAUUUCCCUCGUCCUUCCCUCCCCAACUUCAAAUUUGUUGGUGGAAUUCACUGCAGACCGGCCAAACCGCUGCCAGAGGAUGUGGAGGAGUUUGUGCAGAGUUCUGGAGAUGCCGGAAUUGUGGUCUUCUCAUUGGGAUCAUUCAUCAAGAACAUCACAGCAGAGAAAGCAAACAUGAUAGCAUCUGCCCUCGCUCAGAUCCCACAAAAGGUGCUGUGGAGAUACAGUGGAGACAAACCAGCAACUCUGGGUGGGAACACCAGAUUAUACGACUGGAUCCCUCAGAAUGACCUACUGGGUCACCCCAAGACCAGAGCUUUCAUCACCCACGGUGGCACAAACGGCAUCUAUGAGGCCAUCUACCACGGCGUUCCCAUGGUGGGAAUUCCCAUGUUCGCCGACCAGCCAGACAACAUGGUGCACGUUGAGGCAAAGGGAGCUGCAGUCACCGUAAACUUGAACUUCAUGAAGAAGGACGACCUCAGAGAUGCAGUCAACACCGUCAUCAAUGACAAAUCGUACAAGGAGAAUGCCUUGCGGCUGUCCGGGAUCCACCACGACCGACCAAUGAGUCCUCUGGACGAGGCGGUGUUCUGGAUGGAGUUCACCAUGAGAAACAAAGGGGCCAAGCACCUGAGGGUGCAGGCCCAUGAGCUCACCUGGUACCAGUACCACAGCCUGGAUGUCCUGGCUUUUGUCCUCGCCAUUGUUCUGGUCCUUGUCCUCCUCUUUGUCAAGACCUGCAGUUUCUGCUUCCGCAGGUGCUGUGGCAGAAAGGCGAAGGCAAAGAGGAAGGCGGAGUAGCUGAACUUCGGUGUAGCCGGUGAAAAACUGAUGGGAAAAAAUCCAUAUUGUCUUAAUUAUUCUAUGUAACCAUUAUGCCCUGGAUUGUAAUUUAUUGUUUUAGAUGGGUAAUCAUAACCUUUGGAACAAUUAAAACAAGAACAUGUUUAAACCAUCUGGUUGUGCUGUGAAACAUGUAGCAUGUGCUUUACUAGUAAAUCUGUUGUUAUGCAAGACCGUACUGCCUGUUUAAUGGCAAGACCAGUGGAGUCGAUUGUGUUCUGUAUUUUCUCUGUACAUUCUUAUUUUAGGUGUUUAGAAUAUAUUUGGGUCAAUAACAUAUAUUACCCGUUAUAGUUAAUGGCCUCAUCGACAGGUCUGACGAAUGUGUUGUAGACGACAUGCAGACUACAGUUGACCAGUCACUCUGAACAGCUACAGACAAAGACGGGUGUAACACUGAUGGAAGAAAUGAAAACCAGUAAAUGUUUACACUGCAGCUUAACAUCAAGUCCAACCACAGAUUAGAUUGUUAAUGGGUUUUGAAUUCAACUGAAACUGUUAACAGUAAAAAUUAUAUAUACACAAUGAUCUCAUAUGUGAAAAGGUUUAAUAACUAGUGCUGGGCACGGUAACGUGCUAUCAUUUCGGUAACGCAUAAAUGAAUGCCGACGAUUAUUUUAUUGCGUGUUAUCGCAGUUUAUUUUAUUCAUUAUUUUGAAAACCAUGGGUCACACCAGGUGAUGUUGAAGUAGUUAAGGAGUAGCCGAAUUUGAUUGGGAGGGCCGUCAUCAGAGGUCUCGACCAAUGAGAGCUUUUGGGGGCGUGUCUAAAACCGCUGCUCCGCUCACAUGGACCGAAAUAGAAAAGAACUGGCAGAGAAAGAUGUUGAACAAUUACGUGAACAUUUUCCUUUUAAAUCUGUAUUCCAGACAGCAGAGUUGAUAGAACCAUAGUGAUUUCUAAUCUGCAUCACUGAACGGAGUUUCCCUUUUUGUUUGCAAUGGGAUUCUCCAAAAAUAAAGUCAGUACAAAUAUGACAAAUACAUAAAGGUCCCUGCACAGUGAAUCCCAGCUGUGUACUUGGGGCAGGUUCAGGAAUAUGAAAUGGUAUGUUUUACAUUACAUUUUUUUGAUAUAUAUACACAUAAAUACAUAACACGUUUAUGCCCUGGCAGUAGCAUAUUGCUUUGUUCUUAUAUUCAUGUUUCAUGUUGAGAUUUACAAUAAAUAUUGAGUUGCUACUCUGUAAAGGAAAUAUUGCUGUUAAGACCCAAUUUAUAUGUUUAAAGUCUUUGAAUAAAUAUGGCUACAACACUA
This is a messenger RNA of Gasterosteus aculeatus aculeatus (three-spined stickleback), 3720 nucleotides long. RefSeq names its product UDP-glucuronosyltransferase 2A1. Gene Ontology annotation, molecular function: glucuronosyltransferase activity. The record is from RefSeq and is a predicted model, not a curated record. NCBI's taxonomy places the organism in Eukaryota, Metazoa, Chordata, Actinopteri, Perciformes, Gasterosteidae.